UACCUCCCCUGCACAUGGAGCAUUGCUCUGGCUGCUAACCCUGGAUGCUUCCCAGAUCUGGGCAUGCUCACACUGUUUGGUACAGGUGCUCUUCUCAUGAGAGGGGCUGGCUGCACCAUCAAUGACAUGUGGGACAAAGACUUCGACAAAAAAGUGUCCCGCACAGCCUCUCGACCAAUCGCAUCAGGAGAGAUUUCUCGAAUGCAGGCGCUGGUCUUCCUGGGAGGGCAGCUCUCGCUUGCACUUGGGGUUCUUUUGUGUCUCAACUAUUACAGUAUAGCUCUGGGUGCUGCUUCUUUAUCUCUUGUUAUCACCUACCCGCUGAUGAAGAGGUUCACUUACUGGCCACAGUUUGUGUUGGGACUCACUUUCAACUGGGGCGCUCUGCUCGGCUGGUCCGCUAUUAAAGGCUCUUGUGAUUGGUCCGUGUGUCUCCCGCUAUACUUCUCAGGAGUGAUGUGGACGCUGGUAUAUGACACAAUAUACGCACAUCAGGAUAAGGAGGAUGACAUCAAAGUAGGAGUCAAAUCUACUGCACUGAGUUUCCAGGAGCAAACCAAACCCUGGCUGAGUGGCUUCGUUGUGGCCAUGAUGUCUGGACUGGUAUUAGCUGGGGUCAAUGCUGAACAGACUCUCCCUUACUGUGCUGUACUCACCGGUGUAGCAAUGCACCUGACAAACCAGAUUUACACAUUAGACAUCAACAAACCAGAAGACUGCUGGAAAAAGUUUGUUUCAAACAGAAACCUUGGACUGUUGUUGGUUUUAGGUAUUGUUGCCGGCAAUUUGUGGAAAGAAUAAAGACAGACUCUGAAGAAAUGAACAAGCCUUCAUAUAAUUAGAG
This is a messenger RNA of Neolamprologus brichardi, 844 nucleotides long. NCBI's taxonomy places the organism in Eukaryota, Metazoa, Chordata, Actinopteri, Cichliformes, Cichlidae. The record is from RefSeq and is a predicted model, not a curated record.